AUGUCCAAUUCUCCUUCAAACAAGAGAAAGUUUAAAUUAAAAUAUGAGGUCGUAACAGUAAUUAUUAUCCUUAUUCUAAAGCCUGGUAUGUAUUUUGAUGACUCUGUUAAUAAGAUUGUCUCUCAUAAAAGAAGAGUUUCAUCUCAAAGUAAAAUAUAACCAAGUAUAUUGGAGAAUUAUGAGUAUAAAGUAAAGAAUGUCUUUGAAAAGCAAUUAUAAGAGACAGAAAAAUUACAUAAUAAAGUGAAGUAUUUAUUUGAUUAAACAGACCAUAGAAAGAUUAGUUAACUAAAAAAGAACUCAUAGAAAAAUUAGUAACUCAAAUGUAGGAUCAUUUACAAUAAAAAGAGAAAGAAUUAUUUGAAACAAGCAACAUAGAUGAUCAUUAGAGAUUAGAAAGAAGAAAAUCUAUUUUUUAUUAAGAAUAAUCACAUUUAGCAAUGCUGUAGUAAAUGAAGGAAAGAUUUGCAUCCCAGUAAGAAACCAAAAAAUAAAUUGACAAAAAAAAGAUUAAACACUCAUCUGAUUCAUCACCAAUGAGAGGAACACGUAAAAAAACUAAUUUAGAAUGCCAGUUAUAUGAGUAAGAAUAAAUUGAAUAUGGUUUAUAAGAGUAUUAUAAACUUUAGAGAAUCAAAAAAAAUGUUGAAAAAUAAUUAAAUCGUAUGGGUUUGAUUGAUUUAUCAGUACCUGAUUAAAGAGUACAUUCACGUAAAUUAUCUCUUUUAUAAAAUUCAUCUUAAUUAAUACAUAAUAGUAUUCUAACAUAAGAAAAAUCAAAAUCCAAAAGUAACCCAAAAACACAUAAUACAAAUAAUAUUUUAAAAAGAAUCAAAGAAAAAAUAUAACAUAUACAUACUAAUUAUAGUAAUAAUAAUUCAAUGAGUACUCUUAUAACAUGUUGUGAUUAAGAAAUAGCAUAAUUGAAGAGAAUGGAUAAUGAUAUCAAUAAAAAGAAGAAAAUUUAGAUUAAAAAGUUUAGAGUUAUUUAGAGUGAUCUAGAUGCAAUAGGAUUUAUGAGAUUUUAAAGAGCUAAAAUUUAAUGA
This is a messenger RNA of Paramecium pentaurelia, 1046 nucleotides long. The record is from the annotation of a GenBank genome assembly. Lineage: Eukaryota; Ciliophora; Oligohymenophorea; Peniculida; Parameciidae.